Aspergillus homomorphus CBS 101889 is the source of this 1410-nucleotide messenger RNA. Its product is annotated as F-box protein. NCBI's taxonomy places the organism in Eukaryota, Fungi, Ascomycota, Eurotiomycetes, Eurotiales, Aspergillaceae. Gene Ontology annotation, molecular function: protein binding. The coding region runs from base 1 to 1410 and encodes 469 amino acids. The record is from RefSeq and is a predicted model, not a curated record. The transcript has a single exon.
AUGGAGUGCCUCCCUGCCGAGAUCAUCCUUGCAAUUGCAGAUGAGCUUCCUAACAGCCACAGAACUCGAUGUAGCCUGCUGCAGGUCUGCCGCGACUGGCGUUCUAUUCUUUUCAAGCGCCUCUACAGCAGCGCCCACGUCAGCACUCAUCGCCUACGACGGCUGAUUGAGACUGCUCUAUCAAAUCCUGAAAUAGCAGAAACCAUCCGGGAUGUCUUCAUCUAUAUGAGAUUCGCAUCGGAUCUAGACGACCAGCCCACCCUCAGCACUGCCUUGCAGGAUCUCGUUAACCAGCUCAGCAAGUCAUCAGAGGAGGCGGAGGAGUGGUUUUUAGACCUCGAGGAGUAUCGCGACGGAGCUUGGAUUGCCUUGCUAUUUACUGUGCUACCCAAUGUGGCCAUUCUACAAGGGAACCUGAAAUAUCCCAAGUGGGUAACUCGUCUUGUCUCUCGUGCAGCCUUCAAGGAGCCCCCUUUUGACGAUCGACCGGUGCUACAGCGCUUCGAAUCUCUUCAGCUGAAAAUCGAGGACUGGAAGGACUACGUUCAUUCUUAUGAACUUACUCCUUUCCUUCAUCUCCCGUCUAUCUGCUCUAUGGAUGUAGAGGGCGUGAACGAUCAUGACCAGCCAGAUGACGACGAGAACCAUCUGGCUCUCCAUGCAGCCCCUGCGACUUCAUCACUUAAGGUUCUUAAACUGGACCGUAACUGCAAUUCCAGAUAUGGAAUGUUGAACUUCAUGAACUCCUGUGCCAGCCUCAAGCAAUUCACCUAUGCGCACAAUGAUCCGGUCUAUUUGGGCCAGCGGUAUAGCAAAUUCCGCCCGCGCAAAUUUCGCGGGCCGCUACUCGCACAGCGGCAAAGUCUCGAAGUCCUCCAUUUAACGGAUGACUGCUUGUCGAGCGGCGUUGACAAGAGCGACAGUGAAGACGAUGGCACGGACGAUAGUCGCGAUGGGCCCUGGAGCAGAUGGUUUGGUUCGCUUGCACUGUUUGAGAGUCUAACGGAUCUAUGUCUGCCCGUGCAAAAUCUGCUGCCCUUCCAUCCUAAGGAUCGCAACCAGAGUCUCAGUUCUUUGAAGGACAUCUUACCUCGAAGUUUAAUAGUUCUGCGUGCGGCUUACUGCCAGGAAAGGCACUGUGACUUACUCGUUCAGAACCUCAAAGAUCUGCUCUACAGUUGUGACGAGCAAGUGCCGAAUUUGAAGCGCGUGGAAGUCUACUCAGCCCUCGCUGAGUCUUCGUUACCACCACCUGACCGGCUUUCUCUCCGUCGUCCUAUGUGGAAUACAACGUCCGUGGCCAAGUUUAUCAGUGAAAAACUCGACCCUCUCCGUGAACUCUUUAGGCAGGCUGGAGUGGAAUUUGGAAUAUCGCUGAAGGGCAGCUAUGAGAUAAAGUUUAUGGGGUAA